GCCAGCUCUUUCAGCAGAAGGAAGCUGUCCAUCUGCAGGAGGGCAAAGCCUGCUUUCAACUAGCUGAAUGAACCAAAUACACCAUCGAAUCUCCUUUAAACUAUCAAGCACUCUUUAGAUCAAAGUGCAGUGAGGGUAUUUGGCAUGUAAAAGCAUCCCCACUCGCUUAGUCGACACAGAUCACAACCCCGCGCUUUCAGCAAAGAAGCAAACAAAUAGACGGGUCCUUUCCUGCCUGUUGCUCGCGCUCCUCUCCCCUUGGGUCGCUUUUGUCUGCGGCUUCUUCGCGCUCCUCUGCUUUCUGACGGACGGUGUUGAAGAGUUCCCAUUCCCCUUCCAGGCCCUCAACCGCUUCUUCACCGACGAGGAGGACGACUUCGACGACCAAGUCCCCAACAACUCCGAGAGCGAUCAAGAGGACGGUGGUGCUUUUGUCAACCACGUCGACUACUAAAAGAUGUCCGACAACCAAGAGAAUGGCUCCCCCAAUGCGGAGCGCAACGAGGGUCCUCCUCCCACCACAUCUUCUGAACACCUCAACAUCAAGGUGACAGACAACAACAACGAGGUCUUUUUCAAGAUCAAGCGGUCCACCAAACUCGAGAAGCUCAUGAACGCGUUCUGUGAGCGGCAAGGCAAGACUCUACAAUCCGUUCGGUUCCUCUUUGAGGGCCAGCGCGUCCAGCCUACCGAUACCCCUGAUACUCUCGAGAUGGCAGAUGGCGACACGUUGGAGGUUCAUCAAGAGCAGGUGGGCGGCUGUGGCAACCUUUUCUAGUUCGAGAACGGGACUAGGUGGAAGGAAUCUCUCAUUUCUUUCUGCCUGACUUUCGGGUCUCGAGCAAAGGCUAUUUGAUCCUCAUUGCGUUUUCGUUAUUUGCAAUUUUUCUCUUGGUUGUCUCUUCAUACAUCGACAGAUGGUGAUCUUUAUGGCGUUCACGAGGGACAGAAAGGGGAAAACGGUUUCUAUUUUCAUAUUCCCUUGCGUAUUUCGCGGGGAGGGCUCACAACAUGGUGGUUCUUUUUCCUACCAUCCCAACUUGAUUUGACACGAUCGUGGGAUCACAACUACUUUCUAGGCAAUCUGAGCUGGAGGAUAGGACCAUUUGGUACUUCUUGCCCUCCCCCCCGAAUGGACUGACAUUUGACAA
Cryphonectria parasitica EP155 is the source of this 1151-nucleotide messenger RNA. RefSeq lists its product as uncharacterized. Gene Ontology annotation, molecular function: ubiquitin-like protein ligase binding; protein tag activity. The transcript has 5 exons. The record is from RefSeq and is a predicted model, not a curated record. Gene Ontology annotation, cellular component: septin ring; nucleus. Gene Ontology annotation, biological process: protein sumoylation. NCBI's taxonomy places the organism in Eukaryota, Fungi, Ascomycota, Sordariomycetes, Diaporthales, Cryphonectriaceae. The coding region runs from base 458 to 778 and encodes 106 amino acids.